CAGCGCGCGCCACUGGGCUUCAGUCUGCUGGCCUCUGGAAUGGGAAGAUAUCAUCAUCAGCCCUCAUUUCACAAUUGAUUUAAUACACGAGCUCCACCGAGAGUCUGUAUUUGUGUACGUUGUCUGCACAAUGAUAUGCGGAGGUAAGGUGAUGGAAGAGGCCAGCAGGAGGUUCUCAGAGGUGCUAUUUCUGCGGCUGUCAGGCUUUAUUCCUUACUCUGUUCAGUAACAACGCCCAUUCUCAGCCUGAAUCACCAUGAAGCCAGUUCACGAGCGCAACCAGGAGUGCCUCCCUCCCAAGAAGCGGGACCUCCUAGUCAACAACAAUAACACCACCAACAACAAUAACAGCAGUAGCAUCAGCGGUGGGGCAGGAGGCAGUGCCAUUGGGAGUGGUGGAGGAGAGGAGGCCCCAUCUUUACAAAGCUCUGGAACGAGUGGAGAACCACAUAGCGGGGUCGGUACUGGCGAGUGGGUGCGAGCUCAACCUAGCAUGCAUUUUGGUGGAGUCGAGGGUCCUGAGGGUCUUGUGGGGCUGACUGUGGAUCAGUAUAGCAUGCUUUAUAAAGUGGCUCUGCCCGCUGGCACCUACUCGCCCACCAGCCUGCACCCAGUUCUUAGCCACAUUUCUCCCACCUAUACUGUUCCCUCCCAGAUGUUACAGCAUACAAGUGUUCCAUACCCUCCACUUAGCUACACCCAGAUCCCUCACUCCUCCUUGCAGUUUGUCAGUUCUCCAUAUGCAACAGCAGUUCCCUAUGCUGUACCUCCAGGAUUUGUCCAGAGUUCCUUGAUACCACAUCAGUCAGCCAUUCCACAGCCGCACCCCUUGUCCCACCUGAUUCCGUAUCCAUCAGUCAUUCAGGAAGGAGUGGUUUCGUCCCCCCCGCAACAGCAGGUUUCAAGUCAUACGUACACCAAAAUGGCAGCACCUAGUAGAGUUCCUCUGUUGCUCCCUUCCGAGCAGGCGGCAGCACAACCGCAGCUUGGAAAUGUAGGGAUGCUACAUGCUGCAGAGGUUAGCCCAAGGGGGAUUUUUCACCACCCUGCCGUCAGGGGCGUCCAACCUCAAAGAGACCUGCACAGCAACUCCCUGGAACAGGAAAGAGAGGUGAAUGGAGGAGACAGAGAACAUGGAGGCAGGGAGCUCCAUCAGGAUGCAGUUUUUUCGUCCAGAAAUGCAUGGCUGCUCCAGGCAGAGCCCCCGCAAGACAAAAGCUUGAAAGGACGCAGACAGGAUGGCAGAGUCUCUCCAGGCCAGCGCAGUACACCGGACACAGAUCUUGAGGUUCAGCAAGCGGUUGGACGACUGACCUCUCCAGUUCAUGGGACAAGUCGCAAGGAAGCAGCACAGGUCCCCCUGAAUCUUUCUCAGAGCUCUCAGAGGAGUAGAGAGUCUCAGGGUGAAGUCAGAACAGCAUACACAUCACAUCCUGCUGAAUCCAGAACUCAACAGCAGCAGAUCGUUCAACCAGGCCACGCUGUGAUCUUGGCCAAUGGACAGCCUGUUCUUGUGCCCUUGGACUACCAUCACCACCAACAGCAACAACUACAACAACAGCAGCAGCACUACCCAAGUCAACCAAAUGAUGUGGCUGCCACUGCAGCCAUUGUUGCUUCUCCUACAACAUAUACAAAAGCCGUCAAUGUUUCAGCAGCAGUGUCUUUCCCAGAGCGUGCGGUGGUGGAGCUGACUCCCCAACAAGGUCAUCCACCCUCCCAGCAGCUUCUUGCUCCAGCUACUGGAGGUCCUCCUCAAGCUCCUCCUCUUGCUCCUGCAGGCCCAUCGCACUUCAUGAAGGGUGCCAUCAUCCAGUUGGCAACCGGAGAGCUCAAGCGUGUGGAAGAUCUGCAGACUCAGGACUUUGUGCGGAGCGCAGAAGUUAGCGGUGGGCUGAAGAUUGACUCAAGCAUGGUGGUGGACAUUCGCGCUAGUCAACAGCGACCCGGUUUAGUGGCUCUGCAUUUCAAUGUAGGGGAGCAACAGAGCAAAGUGACUAUAGAUGUACCCCCUGAACACCCGUUUUUUGUUUUCGGACAGGGCUGGUCAUCUUGUAGCCCUGAGUGGACUGCUCAACUGUAUGGUCUUACUUGCCACCAUCUGCAAGUGGGUGAUGUUUGCGUGUCGGUCACGCUUGCACAGCAAGCUGCGCCACAGCAGAAACCACUGCAACAACAACAAGUGCAGGCCAGGACUCCCAUCAAAGCCAACUCCACAUCAGGGGCCCCGCCUCAGCCCAUGGGCCCCCCUGCUCCCCAGAACACUCGGCCGCAAAGCCAACUAAAGGUGGACCGCAUCCACAGAGAGAGAGACCGGGACAAGGAGGAGCCCAUGCAGGUCGGGGGUUCGAGACAUGCCGACGUGGCCCCUAGACCAAACAGGACUUCAGCAGAGCACACUCGGAGCCAGAGCAACUAUUAUUUGCACACUGAGGGUCACGGAGCCGGAGCCUCUUCCAUAGGGGCAUCCCAGAGACGCUGGUCUGCCCCUGGCUUCCAAAGAUAUAGCAUCAAGAAUGAGGAGGGGAAUCUAGUCUCUGUUGCCACCUCUGGCUCUUCACGGCCCUCCUUUAUCCCACAGGAGGUCAAGUUGUCCAUUGAGGGGCGCUCUAACGCCGGGAAGUAGCAGCCGCUGUAAAAGCAAACACAAACGCAAGAGAUUGUCAAUGGGAGCAAAGUGUCACAGUCGGUUAAAAAGGAUGCAAAAGAGGGAGCGAGGGAGAGCAAGAGAGAAUGUAGCCUCAGAAUGUUUGAGAUUUUGCACAUAAUGGAAGUGUCCCCCUGCCGCUCCCCCCUCCUUCCUUUUUCUUUGCAUAGUUCUGGUCUUAAAGGGAUAGUUCACCCAAAAACUGUCUAUGUUUCUUUAUUUCUUCUGUGGAACACAAAAGGAGAUUUCAAUUUGGUGAUCAGCAGAAGAAAUAAAGUCAUAAUGGUUUGGAAUGAGUGAGGUUGAAGAAAUGAAUUUUUGGGUGAACACAUUUUUUAAGCAGGGAACUUUUGCGUUUUUUUUGUGCCAGGUCAUAGUCAGCAUCUGCAAUGAUGUGCAUGGGCAGCUUUAUCUGGUAAAUCAUGUACCAAAGCCUGCAUCGUCUGCGUAUUCCUGUGGGUGAAAUAUCAUGUUUGGCAAUGAUCACUUCUGCAAAGACAUUUAGCAUUUUUUUCAAAAUAGAUGUUUAUUCAAGAAAGGCCAGGGGUAAGAACAGGAUACAGCCAUAGCGUCUUGACAAGCCUUUAUAGUCCACUCAAUAAUAAAUAUAUAUACAUAUAUUUAAAAAACGGAAUAAAACUCCCAGAGGAUAGAUUGUUUGGAUCUUUUUUUUUUUUUCAUGAAAGACAGGCUCUUUCUCUCUAAAUGUUGACUUUCCUUUGGUCUGACAGGUUUUUAUUUGGCUAAAGCCUUAAAACAUGGACAUUUUUUUUAAAUGUGUGUCUCUGUAGAGAUGCUUUUCCACACUUUUCUACACUUGAUCUACACUCUCCCCCUCUCCCUGCCUCUUCUCAGGGUGCUUCUGCGAAGGACUUCUUUCGAGUCUGGAGUUUGAGAACCAUUGCCCAGCGUCGCCACAUCAAUCAAUUGAUCCAACAAUGUUUUUACCAUCAAUGUCCAGGGACUAUUUCCAGAUGAAAUCUAGCACCCAUUUUGUUAUUUUUAGCAGUUUCAUUCAGAAGUUUACUGUUUUCUGAGUUUUUUAAUCUGCAUUCCAUUUCCAACGUGACGUCACCUUCAUCCUAUUGGAACUUUUAUUUCCCAGUAAGGCUGGCCUAGGAAAACAGCCUCUCAAUAGUACCUCACGGUUGGAAGCAUGCCCCAUUCUGAUUUUUUUACUUUUUUAAUUCCUCCCCUGCAUUGUUGUAUGCUUUUCCUGGAGACAGUAUGUGUUGUCACCCAAAAUCACCCGUUUGCGAAGCUAAGACCAAAUGUGGAACAGGUUCUAGCUGCUUGCGAAUGGCUUGUUCCUGCUGAGUUGGAUUAUUACUACAAAGUACGCAGGUUAAAGUUGUCUCUGUUGGAAGUGCUGAUUCACUCCGUAGGAGUGUUGAUUCACUGCUGUUGGGUGUGGACAAACCCUGCUCAGUUACCAAAAUCAAAGCAAUAGUUGUGUUGGAACACAAGCCUUGGUAUUGUUCAACACAUUUUUGUUUUGUUUUUAAAUCCCUUACGAAUUGGAUUAUUCCUUGCAUUAUGGUUUUUGUAUGUGCAAAAGUUGCAGUCUGUCUAUAGAGACCUUUUUAACCUUGUCCUGCACUUCUCUUGACUUUUCUAAAAUGAUGCAGUUUUAUUUCAUGAUAAUCCUCAUUUCUAACAGUUACUACAGGAGUUCAUUUAAAACAUCACAUUCAGCUUUUAGGUGAGACAGAUUUCCUUUCUAAACCGGUUUUGUCUUCAGAGAUACCUAAUAUGAAAGCACAUCUCUAAAUGGGACUUUUUUUAAAGACUUGCAGAUUAGGAGAUCUGAGGAUCAUCUUUCGUCCUUCCUGUUAAGAUCUUGACCCCUUACAUUUUGCCCUAACCAGGCAUGACAACAACAAUCGAUUAAAAGUGAUUAAAGAUCUCUUCCACGUAAAUACGAGUUUUUGUUCUAACCAGCCGUACCAUCAAAAAGCGACAAGCAACAGGGUGCUUCUUCAGUUGCAUGGUUCCUGUUUUUGUGCCAUUGGGAUUUAGCCCAAACCUCCUGCUCCUCAUAACUGUAUUUUAAACAUAAAAUAUGUUCUAAUUGACUGUGAUUGUAUGACAUUGUGCAGCAUUUUCAUUUCAGUGUGCAAACGCCUGGUUAGGACACUGUGUUAAAUCGUAAACUCAUCCUGAAACAGAUCUUCUCUGGAGAGAGCUUCAUAGAUCUCCUUAUUUCAGAUGUUUGCUGAGGUUUUUAUGGUCUUUUCAUUGGUUUCUGUAAUUGGUGGACUCUUGUACAGUAUUGCGUUGUCUUUUUUCUUGCUAAUUUUACCCAUCAGUGGUUCUUAAAAGUUGUACUGCAGGUCUUGUAUUGCACAUAUACGUUCACAAUUAACUCACACUGACCUUUUAAUGCAAAUCAGAUAUGAUGUGUUUUAUUUGAUUAUUUCUUUAAUAAUGAAGGGAAAAUGUUUGUGUGGUAAUUUUGAAGUAUUCAGUUUUGUUGGUGGGUUUUGGCUCAUGAGAAACUGACAGGCAAGUUUGACUGUUUACAAAUUAGCCAAGAGUAAAUGCUGCAGUUUCAAUUUUCAUAGUUACUCAACAUUUUCAAAUGGAAAAAAAAAGCAUGACUUAAGUGCAAUUAGACCAAAUAUUCGGAAAAUCAUGUUUUGUUCCAAACAGCAUUCCAGUAAAGAGCCUGACAUUCCCAUCAUUAUGUAGCAUAAAUUACAGGAAAUGUGUUUUGUUUUGUUUUAUCUUUAUUAGUAUUUUCAAUGUUUUAAUACCACUUACUACUCCUUGUCGGAUUGGACAUUUUCACUUUGGGCCGAGUCAUGAGAUGACCUCCAAUAUGUUUCUGUGUUGUUGUAUCUUGGCAUAGCAGAGUUGGCCAGGAUUUUAUUUAAUCACAAUCAAUGCUCUUAAUAAUAACUCUUUUAGACUCUCACUAUCACUCAAGGCUUUAUGAUAAGAGUUUUUGUUUAGGUAAUAAGUAAUAUACGUAUAUAUAUAUUUUUACUAAAUGUAGCAUGUAACAUAUGAUUUGGUUAAUUUCCUCUAAACUGCAUAAAUCUCAACAAUACCACUUGUCUGUGUAGUUUGCAAAUCUCUGACAUCAAAGACGUUAAAGCCAAUCAACCCAACUUUUCAUUCUGAUUGAAAUAAAAUAAUGAAGAAAUAGCAAUGUGUUUAUUAAGUACAACAGUAUUUGGUUUUGACCACCCUAAUGUGGUUCAACCCUUUUGUUGUUUGUACAUGAAGCAUACAAUGAGCAUCAUCUGUUCUUUAUUAAGUGGUCCUGCGUUCAAGUAAUUCAUAGUAUUUUGUUUGGCUUCAUUCAGCUCCUUCUUUGAAAGAGUCCCACUUUCAUGCUAUUUAUAGUGUGGUUUCAAAUCUAGUUCAUGUUGUUUCUUCCUUUCUGUCUCCAGAACAUUUCUGCGGCAUUUUGGAGCACUUUAAGAUAUUAAGUUUACAGAGGACACUUCCUUGUUCUCCUAACUGUGGACAGCCAGCCAGAAAGGAGUUGUCCUAAAAGGUCACAACCGUCAUUUGCAGAUGUGGCCUAUGUAGACAGCAAUGAAGUAUCUUAUUCGCCCUGGAGAGAGUGCUCUUAAAGUGUAAAAUCUUUGCCAUAAUCUAUCGCAAUGUCUAUAAGUUAGCACUAGAUGAUAGCAAAAAGUAAUCGAAAUCUAUUUUUUUUUUACAGAACUCAACAGGAGUCAAUUAAUUUUCUAAUAUUAUCCAAGAUCGACUGAUACGAUAGAUAAAAGAAGCACCUACACUGACAGAUGCCGUUGUAUUGUGUAUCCCUAAUAUUUACGGUGUUUGCCACUCUUAAUAGGACAAAGUAGGAAAUAUUUCAUCAUUUUCUUAAGUAUUAGAUUUUAAAUAAGCAAUACUUGAAAUACCAGAAAGAUGCAGGUUUAGCAUGAGCUAUGUAGUAAAGACUCCAUAUGCGUGACAAACAUUCAGACUUUUAAAUAUCAGCCUUUUUUAUUUUUUUGUGGUCUGUUCACAGAACUGUUUUUCAGGAAACUUCCAGAUUAAUAGUCAUUCUGUUUUUUCUUCGAUAAUCCACAGGAUCAGUGACUUUAGUGGCUAGUUAUCUCAUGAUUAUGUCACGUAACUUGAAGCUUAUCUAGUAUUGCUUUGGUGCUGUUGCUCUAUGUUUUGGUCGGAAAUAGUGCGCUGUUUUUCAUCUUCUCAAAUGCACUGCCUUACCAGUCGUCUCUCGCCGAAAAUGAGUUUGAUCUUUGUGGUGGUGAUGGACUGAGUAUGCGUUCAUUGUAAACAAAUGAGCUUCUACCUUGUGCACUGUAUACAAAACGAGUUGACAAUUGCUAUGUCUGUGCCUUCUUAAUGUCUUAACUUUGAGCAGUUCAUCGGGUCUGUCUUAUUCAGCUUGUUUCUCGGGGGGAUUUGCUUGUCCCCAGUUUGCUUCUACUGCAUCAUAUCUCACAGGCUUUUAAGAAUGAGCUACAUUCCUUAAGAUAAAGUGUCUAGAGCGUCACAUUUCCUUUCUCUUCGGAUGUGUGAAAAUUAAUCUGAUCAUGUCCUUACCUCACUUCAUGCACUCAUGUUGAGCACAGCACGAUGACAGCUUUUCAUCGCCCUAUAACGCUUACACAAUAGAGGAAGCUCUGAUGGAGCAUUUAACUGGAGGACUGCAUAAUGUGCGUUUUUAAAAUAUAGUCUACUCACUUUUCUGCAACAAAAACAUGCAGCUUUAAAAUAUGUAUUUGCAUUGAGGCAAGAGGUCAGUCUGUGACGUUUCGAUAUUCUAUUUGGCACAUGCCAUCUUGUCAUACUAAUUCGCAGGUCAGAGAUCAGCAAACUUUAACUGUCGUCUGCAGUGAAAAUGCGAAAUUUCUUCGCAGGAACUUGCAAUUCUUGUCUUCCGUGUUUGAAUUGGAGUAAAUGGAGUGCUUAGUUUAGUGUGACCACACCUCAUAUGUUACGUUGCUUGACGGAGCGUCACUUUUUCCUCUACGCCCUUGCGAUGCACCACGGCCAUUAAAAUCAAUAUAUUUGCAGCGUUCUUUGACAUGGCAUGAGCUCUAGUGUGUAAGCACCUUUUAAGGCCAAGGUGUACUUAGGUUUUACGAGCAACGCAAAUAUUGUCAUUAGCAUAGUACGCGUGUCCGUCAUGGCCAUAAGAGUAUUCUUUGAAAGGCUAGAGCGCUCAUAUGUGUGCAAGAUGUAACGGCACACAGAAAAACAAAGUAUACCCUAGCCUUUACUCUCAGUGCACAUUGCUUUUGGAUUGUUUUUAGCUUUGGCCCACAUUUAAGGGAAACCUGCGUUUACCCAGUUCUUCCAUAGAGCCUCACCUAAUCACAUACUGUAGGCGUUCGUCACUUUGAUGCAAUGAAAUGUUCUGCACUUAUUUUCCCUCACCUAAAGUGUUACUGUAAAUGUUUAGUUGUCAUGUUGAAUCAUUCGAAACCAUGUAAAACAAUCAUCCAACAUUUGUUUGUACAGAGAUGAAGAUAUGUUUUGUAUAGUAUUUGCUUGUCGAUUACGCCUUAAGAUGUGCAUCACCCUUACAAAAAACCUAAACUUGCCACAGGUUUGCAGCUCGUUACUUUCACAUGCAAAUGAGCUUGUGAUUCGCAACAAAUGUUUGCAGCUCUUCACCUCUAGUGGUGAACCUCCAUCAAUCUUUUGGCAACAAGAAUAUUUGCUGCAAGUUUUACCACAAAGCUCAUUCGCAUGUGAAAAUUAUCAUUGGUGAAUCUGUGUCAAGUUUGCGGCAAAUUUGCCAUGUACUCUCGAUUUUUGAAGGGCAUUCUUGUUGAUAAAAUGAUGCUUACAAAUGACUCUCCUUUCUUACUCUGCAAGGUCAUAUACGAUUUCAAGCGGAGACAAAGUCUCCGUCAAUCGUAGUUGUUUCGGAAGACCGGGGACUCCCUUCUGUAAAGGUUCUGAUGUAAUGUGGCUUGGGAUGCUCACUGACAACAAUUGGUGAAGUUGCACUUACUGAUUGUAAGAUUCUUUUUUUGGACUAGCUCAUAAUGUGUACCUUUGUUGAACACAAUAUAAGCUUGAUAUAAAUUCUAAAUCUUUAAUGUUUUAUUUAUCUUUUGCUCUGUUUAAUGGGGCAAACGUGAAUUGAAGACAAGCCUUUGUUACUGUUGUUUUGCACUGUUGGCACGUCCCUGAUUCCAAACCACAGAAAUUCUUCUCUCACUUCCUCAAUACAUAAAAUCACAAAUGCAGGGGGUGUGUAUGACUCUUCUUUAGAUAAAGUGUAUAAUGGGUACUUCAUACUUGGGUGAAUCUCAAGAAACAUGUCAGAAACAUAUCUUGGAUAAAUCAAAAGAAAAAAGAUAUUAAAUUGUGUUUUGCAUAAAGAAAUUAAGGCCUUUUAAAGGAAUAUUCCGGGUUCAGUACAAGUUGAGCUCAGUUGACAACAUUUGUGGCAUAAUGUUGAUUACCACAAAAAUGUAUUUCGACCCGUCCCUCAUUUUCUUUAAAAAAAAAAGCAAAUAUCUGUGUUACAGGAGACACUUAAAUAGAAGUGAAUGGGGCCAAUCAGUAAACAUAAGUAUAGCCACAAGAAAACAAUAUGCAUGUAAACAUGAUUUUAGUGUGAUAAAAUCACUUGCUGACCCUUUCUCUGUAAAGUUAUAGCCAAUUUUACAAUUUUGCUGCCAUGAUGAUGUAAUGCGUAAACCCUAAUACCUUAGAAUGACCAUAAAAACAAUUAUUUAAUAAAUACAUGAAGUUUAACAGAAGCAUUAAUGUAAGUUAUUUUAUAAAAUUUUCUAAAGGAGAGAUGAUUCAGUAAUUUUUUGUGGUAAUUUUAACUUGUAUUGAACCCAGAAUAUUACCAUUUUUUUUUUGCAUUAAUAGUAAUACGAAUUUGGAACGUAAAUGCGCUCAUGAAAAUGUCAGUGUAAAACAUUCAAAAAAUUGGCUUAAUUUUCUACAUAUUGUAAUUUUUUUUAUCGUCUGAAUUCAGGGUGAAAUGUGACCUAGAUAUUGCUUUGUGAGAUUAACCGUUUAUUUCUUUGUGAGUGUUGCAUCUUUUUGAAAAUGCCUACUUUCUAUCCCUGAAACAUGCAUUUUCCUCAGUAUAAUGGCUUGAGGGAGUGAAAGCUGAAUUUUGAGCCGAGUCUGUAUUAGGAAAUGGUGCAUACAAAGGGGAAUCUAAACUGACUUUUCCUAUUAAUAGCAUUUGAUCUAACAUUUCUGUAAUGAGACUUAGUCCAUGCUAAUGGUUGAAAUGUGGAAAUGUCCUUUUAGAGUCUCCCUGUUGUCAGUGCUGCUGAAAUGGAUGGUUUCAUUUACUCUGAGCUGUCAUGUCAUAGUUCAUGAAGUGUGAAAAUGACUGAACACACUUGAGAAUAACUACCUGGGUUUUGGAUGAAUGUCCGGUUAUCUGUAUCAGUAACAUUUCAGUGAGUAACAAUAGUAUCAUUGCUUCAAAUUGUUAAUGUGAUUUAUUUUAAUUUUUUUUUAUAUAUAUACAUAUACAAAUAUUGUUUUGAAAGGCUUUAUGAACCUAAACAGAUGGCAUGUUGGUUUGUAUGAAACCCACAAUGAACAUGGUGGCAUAGCAAACCGGAGUCAGUAAUUUAGGCUGAAAUCAGGUUUCUAACAGUUUAAACUUUUUAAAAGAAUGAUUAUAUACUCUCAAAUUUGACAUUGUUCUUCUUGCCACUAAGUGACACUGCUUUUAAUGUGACGUGUGACCAGUUUUAAAUGAGAUGGCAUCUUUAAUGCAUAAAAUCUGCGAAAUAUAUGCAAUGAUGUAUGUGUAAUAUUCAAUCCUCAAGUAUAAUCCAGGUUGUAUAAACUUUGUAUAGCACAUUUUAAUAUUGUAUGGCUGUACCAAUAUGUAUUAACUCUUCUCAGAAGCCUUAGAGUUGUCUACCCAAAGUGCUCCCUUAGACUACCCUACACCUACCUGAACAUUACAAAGCAUUAAUAACUAUAUUUUGUUGCAUUUUUAUUUGUACCCUUUUUUGAAUAAAAUAGAUUUGUAAUGUAUAUUUGUACUUCUCUGUAAACUACUUAAGGCUGUUUUGUUUGAUUUUUUUUUUUUCUGUUUUAAUGCUAUGAGGACACAAAGAUAUUGUAUUUUUAUUGUUAUAGCUAACUUCUUGGAAACAUUGCAUUUAUCAUGUUUGUUAAGUAAACACAAUAUAAUAUAUAUAUAAUAUUAACAUACUGGCUUGACGUUUGUUUUUCUUUUGCAUUCCAUUGCAUUAUUUGUAUUGUUCAAAUAAUGAUUAUAUAGAAUUAUUGGCGAUAAACUAUACAUUUGAAUAUACAUACACAAACAAAAGAGACAAUGUUGAAUUCUUGAUUCUGAUUCUAAUGCUUACCCAAAGAGUAACAGCCACAUUACUUCAGUUGUGCAUUAAUUUUCAAAAAUUCAAUGUUCCGUUGUAAAUUUUUACUUGUAUAAAGGGGUGGAAAUGCCUCAGUACAUAUGACAAUUCAAUGCAUUGAUUAUUGAAUUUAAUAAUUACUAUAAUGAUACCAAAUGUAUUAUGCAUUAAUUUCAUAUCCCAAAUACAGUUCUUAAGCCUGA
Molecule: messenger RNA, 11159 nt
Organism: Myxocyprinus asiaticus (Chinese sucker)
Lineage: Eukaryota; Metazoa; Chordata; Actinopteri; Cypriniformes; Catostomidae
Gene: atxn1l
Product: ataxin 1-like
Exons: 3
Coding region: 257-2626 (789 amino acids)
Biological process (GO): anatomical structure development; regulation of DNA-templated transcription
Cellular component (GO): nucleus
Molecular function (GO): RNA binding; protein binding
Source: RefSeq, a predicted model, not a curated record